UUUUUUGAAAGGCACAACUCCAAUACCUCUUGAUCAUCUUCUUUCCAUUAUUGUCUGUAACGAAUCUGUGUCACACGUGUACAUGGAAUUCCACGAAGAUAUUGUCAUAGUCGGAGCUGGCAUAGCCGGUCUCGCUACCGCUUUGGGACUUCACAGGUUCGGAAUUCGGAGUUUGGUAUUGGAAUCAUCGGAGAGUUUAAGAUUAACGGGGUUCGCGCUUGCCAUGUGGACAAACGCGUGGAGGGCACUCGAUGCUCUUGGCAUUGGAGAUGUGCUUAGGGCAACAGCUCUCCAAAUUCAAGCUUUUGAAAUUAGUUCGUUCAAUUCGAACCUGCCUAGCCAAGAGCCAAGCCCCAACUCAAAUCUCAACUCUGGCAAGACUGAACUCCGUUGCGUGAGAAGAAAAGACUUGUUAGAAACUUUAGAGAGAGAGUUGCCACAAGGCACCGUCAGAUAUUCUUCGAAAAUUGUUUCCAUCGAAGAAUCAGGGAACUUCAAAUUGCUGCACCUUGCAGAUGGUUCCGUUUUUCGAACCAAGGUGUUGAUUGGAUGCGAUGGAGUCAACUCAAUGGUGGCGAAAUGGUUGGGUCUUAAGGAUCCGAUUAACACCGGGAGAUCAGCAAUUAGAGGCUAUGUUGUCUACCCAACUAACCAUGGUUACGAACCGAAGUUCCAUGCUUACUUUGGUGGGGGUGUACGCUAUGGUUUUGUACCCUGCGAUGACAAGAGUUUAUACUGGUUUUGCACUUUCUCUCCUUCACUCUUUAAAUAUGAUGAAAAUGAGAAUAAUCCCCUGAAAAUGAAGCAAUUUGUGCUGAGCAGCAUAAAAGAUGCACCGGAAGACGUAUUCGAUGUGGUGGAGCGAACCACACUGGAUUGCAUCUCAUAUGCUCAUCUAAGACAAAGAUCCCCAUGGAAUCUUCUUACGGGGGACAUUGUGAAAAACAACGUUUGUGUAAUCGGUGACGCUUUACAUCCUAUGACACCUGAUUUAGGUCAAGGAGGUUGUUCGGCUUUGGAAGACAGUGUCGUUCUUGCAAGAUGUUUAGCCGAAGCUUUGUUGACGAAAAACGAAAGAGACGACGAAGAAUGUGAAAAGCCGAAAAUGGGUCGCCAGAAGUUUUCGAACCAGAGGAGGUGGAGAAGCUUUAGUCUAAUUAGUGCAGCUUAUUUGGUUGGUUUGGUACAAGAGAGUGAUGGUGUAGUGAUCGACUUUCUGAAGAAGAAGUUUAUGUCUAGGUUUAGUGUUGGAAUUGUUAUGAGGAUGUCUGAUUUUGAUUGUGGCAAGUUAUUAAUUGUUUCUUAAUAAUUAAUUAUGAGGUAAUAAUAAUAAUAAUAAUUUUCACCUAAAUGAGUUUCCAAUGAUUGGGCAUGUGGUGAUUAAUUUAUUAAAUGAUAAAUGAUAAUAAUUUAUUUCCCU
Molecule: messenger RNA, 1420 nt
Organism: Erythranthe guttata (spotted monkey flower)
Lineage: Eukaryota; Viridiplantae; Streptophyta; Magnoliopsida; Lamiales; Phrymaceae
Product: monooxygenase 3
Molecular function (GO): FAD binding
Source: RefSeq, a predicted model, not a curated record